GGUUGCUCUUAGUCAAGUGCCUUUAUGAUCAAGUUAAACGUACGGUCUAUAAACUAGUUAGACUGCAUAGCGAUGCAAGUAUUGCACUAUCGAAUGGCGACCUACAAUUACCAUCAGUUAGAUCGCUGUCUAGUUUACCUUGAUCUCGAAAACAUCUACAACUUAGGAAUUUUUAGUGAAACUAUUGGUGUGAAUGAAACAAGUGCAGUUCGUAAUAAAUAAUGGAGAGAUCCCAGAACGCGGACGCCAGCAAGGUUACGUUCGAGGAAGCACUCGACAGAACCGGUUUUGGUCUGUACAGCUACCUCGUAGUAAGUCUAGCGGGGAUGAUAGUGAUUGCGCUGGUGUGUACUGCGUUUGGCACUAACAUCAUCGUCCCCACGAGCGCCUGCGAACUGGGCACCACCACCACGCAGCGAGGGAUGUUGGCCGGGGCACCGGUCAUAGGAUUGAUCCUCGGGGGACCGCUAUGGGGCUACCUGGCCGACGUCUGGGGGCGAAGGUACACGCUCAUAAUAUCCCUGCUCGCGGCCGCCGCCGUCAACGCGCUAGCUAGUCUAUCCGUCAACUGGCUGAUGCUCAUGAUCCUACAGUUCUUCGCUACCUUCCUGAGCGCAGGACAGUUCCCUCAAGCUAUGACGAUCGUCGGCGAGAGUGUCCCCAUGGCUAAGAGGAACAUAUCUAUCCUGCUGGUUGGGAGCAUAUUUCUUCUGUCCCAAGGACUUAUGGCAGUUUUGGCGAUACCUAUAAUCCCCCUCACGUUCUCUUACUACCUGCCCAGUCUUGGCAUCUACUGGAACUCGUGGAGAACACUCAUGCUGGUGUACUGUACGCCUAGCCUGGUCUGCGCCUUGUGGCUAUACUUCAUGAGCGAGAGCCCCAAGUUCCUGUUUGCCAAGGGCCGAGAGGCAGAGGCGAUGGAAACGCUGAGGAAAAUCCAUAAACUGAAUAAUUUAGGAUCAAAUACACAACUUCAAAUAAGCGGUGGAAUUCUAUUGGAAUCUAUUGAACGUGACGAAUCCAAAUUGGGGAAAAAGAGCAAGCAAGUUGCGCCAUUGUUUAAGACACCCUUACUGAAAUCUACGAUUAUCAUGGCCAUUCUGUUUUUAUUUCAACAAAUUCCAGCGUUUAUGAUCUGGUUACCAACUAUUUCCUCCCAAUUCGUGGAAAUACUGGAGACAGGCGAAGGUUCAAACCUCACAUUAUGUGCCAUCAUUAGGAAAAGCUUGGACUCCCCUCCUGAUCCUGAUGAUACGUGCGCGUUAAAUGUGACGUCACUCCUGAUCGUGCUGGUGGUGGGUGCCGUACUAUCCGUGGCGAACGUGCUUAUAAGCUUGAUUGUAAAUUACACCGGCCGACGCAACUUGGCGAUGUUCAUGACCGCCCUCUGCGGUGUUUGUGGCAUCGUCGCCAACCUGAUCCCCAACGCCAUCGCCAGCGGACUGGUGUUCUUCAUCUUCCUCCUCGGUGUCGUCAACAUAGGCCUGUACACCGCCAUCGCUGUUGCCCUGUUUCCCACUGCUCUAAGAACUCUAGCAGUGGCGUUGAUCUUGACCGGGCAUCGGAUUGGUGCCUUCGCCUCAGUGCAAAUCAUCAACCAGCUGUUCGAAAGUAACUGUGAAGCGGCAUUCUAUGUGUAUGCGUCCAUAUUUGCAUUGUCCACCGUAGUAGCCGCAUUUUUGGUCGACGAUCGGAAACUGCAAACAGAACGCGAUGAUGCUACAAAGCUGUAGUAGAAAAGCUAAAAGCCAAUAAAUCUUUAUUGAGUGUGUUAUAUAGACUUAUUGGGUUUUAGCACUAAGUAUAGGUACCUACCUUCGUUUUAUAAGAUAGGUACUUACUAUUAUUAUGUCCAAGUGGUCCAAAUAACGAUUAAGAGUUAUUAUUGUAAAUAUACGUUUUUUUUUGUAAUAAGU
This is a messenger RNA of Maniola jurtina (meadow brown), 1916 nucleotides long. RefSeq names its product putative transporter svop-1. The transcript has 12 exons. The record is from RefSeq and is a predicted model, not a curated record. The coding region runs from base 222 to 1733 and encodes 503 amino acids. Lineage: Eukaryota; Metazoa; Arthropoda; Insecta; Lepidoptera; Nymphalidae. Gene Ontology annotation, molecular function: transmembrane transporter activity. Gene Ontology annotation, biological process: transmembrane transport.